AUGCAUGCCAGAAAGCAUGCUGAGAGCGAUGAUGAACGAUACCUUGGUUCGAUGCUUCUACAGCCACGCAGUCUCUUCCUCAUGACAGAUGAUGCGUAUGAAAAACUUCUUCAUGGUAUCAAAGAGGUAACAGAAGACGUCAUUGAUGAUAAGGUCUUCAAUCCCGGAGAGCAACUAGGAAAGACACUGACACGUGGUACAAGAUUUUCCUUCACAAUCCGCCAUGUUCCUGUAGUGUCCAAAUUGAGCGUUGGAGCAAUGCUGACAAAGAAGACGUGA
This is a messenger RNA of Cylicostephanus goldi, 279 nucleotides long. NCBI's taxonomy places the organism in Eukaryota, Metazoa, Nematoda, Chromadorea, Rhabditida, Strongylidae. The record is from the annotation of a GenBank genome assembly.